Molecule: messenger RNA, 918 nt
Organism: Homalodisca vitripennis (glassy-winged sharpshooter)
Lineage: Eukaryota; Metazoa; Arthropoda; Insecta; Hemiptera; Cicadellidae
Product: EKC/KEOPS complex subunit TP53RK-like
Exons: 2
Coding region: 137-835 (232 amino acids)
Biological process (GO): protein phosphorylation
Cellular component (GO): EKC/KEOPS complex; cytosol; nucleus
Molecular function (GO): ATP binding; protein serine/threonine kinase activity
Source: RefSeq, a predicted model, not a curated record
CCAAGACCGGUGACCGGGCAUAUAGCCACUCCGUUGAUAAAUUCGUUUGUUUUUAUAGGUUAUGUUAUGAUACCAAAAUUGGUGUCAUUCUAUUAUAAAUCAGUGCUCUUCUGUUAGCUGCUGUGUUUGAGUUAGGAUGGAAAUAAAUGACAAUUACAUUCCAAUAAAACAAGGAGCAGAAGGAAAACUUUAUAAAGGAGUAUAUUUGGGUAAAGAAGUCAUUAUAAAAGAGAGGUUUAAAAAAUUAUACAGGCAUCAUGAUUUAGAUGAACACUUAACAAGAGAAAGGAUGAAGGCAGAAGCUAAAGCUAUAAUCAGAAGUAAAAAUGCAGGUGUUUACACUCCGGCCAUCUACUUGGUAGAUUUUGACAAUAGGCUAAUAGUCAUGGAAGAGAUAGAGAACAGUGUGACUGUGAAAGAUUAUAUUAACAAAGUUAUAGAUGACCCUGAUGGAAAUGAAUCUACUGAUAACAAACUGAAUAGCGUUUCCUCUGAAAUAGGAUCUGCGAUUGCAAAACUUCACAAGAACGGUAUUGUCCAUGGAGAUCUGACAUCAUCAAACAUGUUGGUCCGAGAAGAUGGAAAAGGACUUGUCUCAAAACUGUUCUUGAUUGAUUUUGGUCUAAGUCAGUUGGAUGCCAGUCCAGAAGAUAAAGGUGUGGACCUGUACGUGUUAGAGCGUGCCUUAAUUAGUACCCAUAAGAAUGCAGAAGAACUCUUCAAACUGAUUUUAGAUGCUUAUAAAAAGGUGUAUAAAAAGGGGGGUUGCCCAGAAGUGUUGAGCAAGUUGGAAGAAGUCAGGGCUAGAGGUAGAAAAAGGACUAUGGUUGGUUAAACCACCAAGACCAUUUAAAUGAUUUUUCAUUACCACUGUAAAUAAUUAAAACAAAAAUAAAAAUCUGAGAUUGUUUUAAAAAA